AUGGAGAGAAAACACAGCAAGUGGGUUUGUUACUGUAGAGAGAGCAGAAAGAGGAGGGUGAAGCAUGAACGAAAGUAUCUUCCUGAUCUGAAUUACCCUCCUCCUCCUGAAGAAUCAGAAUCAUCUCCUCACAAUCACGAUAAGAAGAGGGUGAAGUAUGAAAGAAAGUUUCUUCCUGAUCUCAAUUAUCCUCCUCCUCCUGAAGAAUUAGAAUCAUCUUCUUCUUCAUUUCCUCACAAUUACCUUAAGCUUCCGGAGAUUUCUCAUGAACCCACUGCUGCUGCUUCUGCUUAUUCCUCUAAGAAGCUUAAGAUGAGAGAGAGUGGGAGUAACUUUCACUGGUUCAAAGCAUGCUGUAACAUGAUCAUAAAUUAUAUCAUGUCCAUUUUCAACAAGAACAACAAGAAGAAGGAUGACUAGUCUGCACAAUCACUCCAACCCUCUCUUGAAAAGCUAUUCCACAACAAUGUUAUAUGUAUUUCAGUUAUGUUUUAAGCUUCUAUCUUUUUCUUUCUGUUCUAU
Vigna radiata var. radiata (mung bean) is the source of this 522-nucleotide messenger RNA. RefSeq lists its product as uncharacterized. The coding region runs from base 1 to 420 and encodes 139 amino acids. The record is from RefSeq and is a predicted model, not a curated record. The transcript is spliced from 3 exons. Lineage: Eukaryota; Viridiplantae; Streptophyta; Magnoliopsida; Fabales; Fabaceae.